AUGACAUUGACCGCGAGCCGCAGCGCCGCAAGUAUGGUGUCGCAAGUACCCCGGCAAGAUAGGUACAUGCGUGGCAAGUACUUGUGCAUGUACUUACUCACAAGGACGAUGGCCAAUGACCGGGAGGUGCAGAUGCCGCCCCGCCCAGAUAGCCGCAUCCCUCCACGAUCUCUCAGCCGUCACUCCACAGCCUCGACCCAUCCACACCCCCUCAUAGAUGCCUUUACCGUCUCCCCACCGUCCCCCUCCGCCGUCCCCCCCUGUCCCUCCCCUCGAGAGCAAGUCGACGGCUCGCGGCGGCCGCCAUUCGUCGCGGAGGGCCGCAUCGUCGAGGAAGCGCAGCAGGUCUGCCGCGCGGCUUCGUCCAGGACCGACGGGGGGUGGGCCGCGUCGAUGGCCGAGUACCGCGACGAUGCAGGUGCCGAGACCGCAGCCCUGCCUGGGCCCUCGUUGGACUCUAGCCUCCGACGCGCACUGCAGGCGGGGGUGACCGAAGACGCUGGCGUGCCCUCGCUCCCACGGGCCAGGAGACCGGCGGUCACGCUGCAGGUGUCGCGGCGUCGGGCCAGGCACCUGUCUUGGCCUCGUGGAGCCAAGCCUCGGCUGGCGGCCGACCCAGGAACGUGGACGAGAGGAAUAAGGUACAUGCCUUCUGGCCCGGCCGACAAGGCUACGGCGCAUUUGGGCGUGGGGUGCGAGCGUGUCGAUGGCGGCCCUGCUUGCUCCCCCCCCGCCGUCCGCAUCAGGAGGCCGGUCCUGUCCCUCUUCCCGCGAACCAACGGCCGGCCGCGAGGUGGCCGGAAAAUCGAGGGAAGCCGAUCUAGGCUCACCCCUGGUCGGGCAAGCAAGGUUUCGAUGCGCCGCGCCGCGCCGGUGUCCACGGCCAAGACGGGGAAGAUUCGAUGCCUCUCAUUGGCCACGUCCGGCAGCCUCGCGAGCCGGCGACUUGGCCACCGGGCCCCCUCUCCUGCGUCGUGGCCGACCCGGCAGACCCAGGAGGGCGGUAGCUCGUCGGCCGAACGAAUGACGGCCUACACUUUGGCGUGCAAGACGUCCGUGUACGCCAUCCCGGAUGGAACCACCGCCGCUGGCGCCCCCUGA
This is a messenger RNA of Drechmeria coniospora, 1101 nucleotides long. RefSeq lists its product as uncharacterized. Bases 1 to 1101 code for a protein of 366 amino acids. The transcript is spliced from 4 exons. The record is from RefSeq and is a predicted model, not a curated record. Lineage: Eukaryota; Fungi; Ascomycota; Sordariomycetes; Hypocreales; Ophiocordycipitaceae.